ACAUGCAAUUACUGGCUACUACAGAUUUAAAGAUGAUAUCCUAAUAUUAUGGAAUUGGAGGCAAUUUAAUGACUUGCCCACUCCCAUUAACGUAUCCUCUCAGAUGAGUGAAGAAAGUAUUCCAUUAUUUGCAUUUGGAGAUUUUUCCUAAAAAAUGCACAUUUGAAGUGUACAUGGACCAAAAUAGUAUAUUACAUAUACACCCAUGUGCACACACAUCAUCUUAAAAACCAUUACCUCACUCUCAAUUUCUUCAGUAGUAGGAAAUAGCUUGAAUGGAGAGAGGAGAAACGAUGCAUAAUUAAUUUCUGAACAGAGUCUAUCAUCAAAAGGACUCACAGGUAGCCCCCGUAAAGGACAAGAAUUGUGCUCUUUGCUUCACAUUUCUAGUAUCUUGCAAGAACCUAGCACAGCAUGGUUUAUAUAGUUAGUGGUGUAGUUAGAUAUUUUUACCUCUUUUUUGAUUUCUUUUAUUCCUUCCAUUAUUAUAUUUGGUAUAUCUUAUACUAUGUCUCUCUACAUCAUCAUAUUGUUGGGGGGAUGUAACGGAGUGGACCUUGUUGGAUAAAACACCAGCAGAGUAAGCAUUUUCUGUAGUUCCUUUAUUUCCUAUUGGUAUCAGGUCACAUGACACCCCUUUUUAAGUAUGUAAAGCAAAUUCAACAUCUCUGUCAUUCAGUUACUUAAAUUAUAACAACAAGCUUACUGCUAUUCAGUUAUCACUAGAUAUAAGAUAACAUAAAUUAUUUUAAACAUAAACCCCAGCAGUGAGCUGCCACUGUCCUACACGAGAUUCACAAAUUACCGUCCCGUGACUGUGUAUCUUUAACUCUUUUAAGCCCCUGUGACUGUCAAAUUAGCUACAAUGCUGCACUGGGUUGACAGUUUCAUCAAGGAACCGCUUGUAAGCACCAUUACCAGUUAUGGUUGAAAAAAGUUUUGUUUUAGAUGCUGUGUAUACAUUUAAUCAACAGAGACAUCACAUUUGGGAUACUCCUUAUUCUUGAUUAUGUUUUUAGUUUGUGGUUUGCUACAUACAGCAUCUGGGUGAGUGGGGCUAAUUUAUUCUUACCACUAUACAUGGGUUUUAGUGGUAAUGAAUGGUUAUUAAGUACUUCCAAGCCUGUCCCCCACCCUCAAAAGCUACACUGGUCUAAUAUUAUAACCUCUUGUACACUGUUAUUGGUUAUAUAUGUUAAAUUGCUACAUUCAUUUUGCAACAUAUACUUUCUGAUACAUUGCAUAACUCAUUUGAUACUUGUUUAGACAGCAUUUUAUCAUCUCUAUCAUGACAUAUUCAGAACUAGUUUUCACAGUUUGAGGGAGUAUUUUAAGGUUUAAUCCAAUAGUGCACUUGUAGAUAGAGCAUAUCUUUUUAUAAUUAUAUUGCCCUUACCCUUUUCAGCUUUAGUCACAUGAUAUGAAAGAAGGACUUUAUUCAAUAAAUGUAUCAAGGUGUUUUAAUCAGAUGAAAGGACAUUUGAUCUUUAUUUUUAUCAAGUUGUAAAUAAAAGUUAUAUUUUACACCUUUUCAUUAAAUUCUAAGGGGAUAACUUGCCAUGUGCACAAUAUAAUGGAGAAACAACAACCCACAUUUUUAGUGCUUCACUCAACAGGGGAAGAGGUGAAGCAACAGCGUUAUUUUACCAUGGACAUAACCACUAUUGAGAGCACUUUAGGAGUAUAUAAGACCCACACCUGCUCUCACACGUGUUAUUCACAACAGACAUAUUUUAUAGGAUUCUAACAUUCAAAACAAAUAACUCAAGAACUUUCUCAACUUAAACUAUGUUUUAGGCUUCGUAAUGACAUGUGCUAUCAUCCUGUCGGUUGGGUAUUAAUAAAGGAACAUACCGCCCUUAAUGAUCACUGACCAGAUGAAGUGGUAUUUGAUAUCAAUAUGUUUUCAUUUUUGACAAUAAAAUGGAUUCCUUGAAAAAACAUGAGGCAGGGGUUUUCAAUAUCACUGGAGUGACAAAUCUAAAAAAGAAAUCAGUUCUUUCUUUGGGUAUGGUCAUAUAGACCAGGUUUGCUCCUUACUACAUGAAGCUCUUCAUGCCUUUCUGGGAAUCUCAAUUUUCCUUAAGGUUGCCUAAUUGGGCACAGAGCCUGGUCCUCUACAAAUGUUAUACCAAUAACAUUUUUAUGAUUUGAGAGGUAUAUGUGGAAUAUUUUAAUUUAUUUUUGGAUUAACUCUAUCUUAAUGUUGGGGGAUUAAUUUGGACUCCUUGUGGAAAGGCAAAUAAAAAAGGAUCUAAGGGGAUUGAUAUAGAUUUGAAUGUGAAACAAGUAGGAAAUAUGCAUAGGUAGAAAACAAUACUCAAAUAAAAAAUAAAAGAAGGACACACCAAGGAUACAGGUUCAUUUAUCAGCAAUUUUAACAAUGAGACUAAGCCUAUACAUCAUAUUAUUAGGAAAUAUUGGUCAAUUCUAAAGAACCCACAUUUAACAGAUAUUUUAGAAACUUAAUAGAGGAAUAAAACAUUUAAAUUAUAUUUUGGUGCAUUGCUUAAGCGCAGACUUAAUAUUUUUUCAAUUAAAAUAUUUCUUUUAUUAUUGUGUUCAAUGUCUACCAGGUAAACACUUGAAUAUAAAGAAAUCAUAUUCAUUAAAAAGAAUCAUAAAAUGUCCUAUAUAAAAACAAUACUUACCUGUCAUAGUAAGAACAUUGCUGUCUUUUUCCCAUCUGCUGCUCCAUAAAGUUUUUCUCUAGUUUAGAUUUAGAUUCCAAAUUUACGAUGUUUUUAAUUAGGUAGGAUGCUGUGUCGACCAUCAGCCCUUCUGAGAUUAACCCAUUUAGUUGGUAAGUUCUGAUUUUAAAGGCAUUUGAGUGUCUUUUAUUGUUAUCUUCCACUUAUUUCUACGUUUUGCACCUACAACCUGCAUCUCUGUGUGUCAAGCUCACUACAGUAACUUCACCACAGUAUAAAACUGUCUUACAUGUCUUAGAUUUUUUUUAUGCUUGUGUUUAUAUUAAAUUACUUGGAUAGCUUUUGAUAUGUUUUAACUGCAAUCAUGGAAAAUGUAUAUUUAGUACUGCAAAAGAUGAUUGUCUAGUUAGUAUUAUAAUUGUUUAGUUAGAAAAUGUUUAUUAAUAUUUGUUAUAUUUUCUCUAACAUCUUGUCAUUAAACGUUAUCUUUUGCUGCACUCUGACUGAUUCUCAUUUGGUCAUUACUGUUAGGAAAUAUCUCUGCCAAAAUACCUUAUGCAGCUAAUACUCUAAAUUAUAGCUAUACAAAAUUAAAGGGUUGGUUUUGAAAACUUGCAAAUAUAUGUGGGCUUCCAGUAACUCUAUUGUUAAUGUCACUAGGUAAUGUCUAUUGUUAGUGUAACUAGGUUACACCAGGAUACGUGCCUGGUGGUCAUCUUGAUGCUCUUUGAAGCACAUAGUCGGCAGCCAUUCUGGUGCUCCUGAAGGUUUAACACAGUAGUUAUCAUGAAACCCUUUGAAUUGAUGAAACUUAUUCACCCAAAACCUCAAACCACAACAAUGUGUCAGUGUGUUUAUAUGUGUGUAGCUGUGUACAUAUAUAUAUAUAUAUAUAUAUAUAUAUAUAUAAAGAUUUGUUAGUAAAGACGGACCCUAUACACUGCUAUGAGGACAAACAGGGUUUUGUCAAUUUUGGUUGCUACAAGUGCUUGGGCUGUGUCACUUGUGGGCACAUGCUAUCUGGCAAAUCGUUCACCCAUCCCCACACAGGAAAGAAGUACAUCAUUAGGCAUCGAUUAACUUGCACUACUGAUUAUGUAGUAUGCAAGCUAACUUGCCCUUGCGGGCUUACGUACAUCGGCAAGACGGACCUGCCCAUGCGCGAACGUAUUCGCAACCAUAGAUCUAGUAUAAGGGUGGCGUAUAUAGAUCAAAAAUCGGACUUGCCGGUGGCUAAACAUUUCUUGGAGAAAGGACAUACGCUUCCGACUUUAAAACUCAUGGCAAUUGACCAUAUACCACCUCUUAGGAGGGGAGGCGACCGUAAGAAAAUGUUAUUACAACGAGAACUUUAUUGGAUUAGAACUUUGAGAACAGUAUAUCCUGAAGGUCUGAAUGAGAAAUAUACCCUUUCUGCAUUUCUAUAAAUGUUUAUGUUUUAAGUAGUGACAAUGAGAUGAGCUAUGUGAUGCCCACCCUGGGGGAUAGGCAUACAUUCCUAUGCUUCUCUCGUAACUAUGUGUGUUUAUUCAUUAUGUGGGGUGGCAUGCUCUAGUAUAUGUAUUAUGAUUUCCUUGUUCAAUAUUUGGUGAGGGUCAAACUUUAUCAAGACCAUUAGGGGGCACUACUGCUUAGUAUAGUGUUAUGUUGUAUCAUUAACUAACUGUGCUAUUCUUUUGAUGUACAUGAGAUGUUUAAAAGAACUUGUAUUAUUUCCCCAUAUAAUAGUCAUGCAAUGUAGUUUGUUUUAGGAUUUUCAUGCUGACUCUGCAAUUGAUCUACUUAAGUUUUGAACAAUGUUGGUACAUGCAAAGAUCUGGAACAUUUAUGGGGGCUGCAAUGUCCCUCAUGUAUGCAAAUAUCAUUUUGAAGGAAUAUUAAUCUUUAGAUUUCCAAAUUUAGACAUGCAAUUACUGGCUACUACAGAUUUAAAGAUGAUAUCCUAAUAUUAUGGAAUUGGAGGCAAUUUAAUGACUUGCCCACUCCCAUUAACGUAUCCUCUCAGAUGAGUGAAGAAAGUAUUCCAUUAUUUGCAUUUGGAGAUUUUUCCUAAAAAAUGCACAUUUGAAGUGUACAUGGACCAAAAUAGUAUAUUACAUAUACACCCAUGUGCACACACAUCAUCUUAAAAACCAUUACCUCACUCUCAAUUUCUUCAGUAGUAGGAAAUAGCUUGAAUGGAGAGAGGAGAAACGAUGCAUAAUUAAUUUCUGAACAGAGUCUAUCAUCAAAAGGACUCACAGGUAGCCCCCGUAAAGGACAAGAAUUGUGCUCUUUGCUUCACAUUUCUAGUAUCUUGCAAGAACCUAGCACAGCAUGGUUUAUAUAGUUAGUGGUGUAGUUAGAUAUUUUUACCUCUUUUUUGAUUUCUUUUAUUCCUUCCAUUAUUAUAUUUGGUAUAUCUUAUACUAUGUCUCUCUACAUCAUCAUAUUGUUGGGGGGAUGUAACGGAGUGGACCUUGUUGGAUAAAACACCAGCAGAGUAAGCAUUUUCUGUAGUUCCUUUAUUUCCUAUUGGUAUCAGGUCACAUGACACCCCUUUUUAAGUAUGUAAAGCAAAUUCAACAUCUCUGUCAUUCAGUUACUUAAAUUAUAACAACAAGCUUACUGCUAUUCAGUUAUCACUAGAUAUAAGAUAACAUAAAUUAUUUUAAACAUAAACCCCAGCAGUGAGCUGCCACUGUCCUACACGAGAUUCACAAAUUACCGUCCCGUGACUGUGUAUCUUUAACUCUUUUAAGCCCCUGUGACUGUCAAAUUAGCUACAAUGCUGCACUGGGUUGACAGUUUCAUCAAGGAACCGCUUGUAAGCACCAUUACCAGUUAUGGUUGAAAAAAGUUUUGUUUUAGAUGCUGUGUAUACAUUUAAUCAACAGAGACAUCACAUUUGGGAUACUCCUUAUUCUUGAUUAUGUUUUUAGUUUGUGGUUUGCUACAUACAGCAUCUGGGUGAGUGGGGCUAAUUUAUUCUUACCACUAUACAUGGGUUUUAGUGGUAAUGAAUGGUUAUUAAGUACUUCCAGGCCUGUCCCCCACCCUCAAAAGCUACACUGGUCUAAUAUUAUAACCUCUUGUACACUGUUAUUGGUUAUAUAUGUUAAAUUGCUACAUUCAUUUUGCAACAUAUACUUUCUGAUACAUUGCAUAACUCAUUUGAUACUUGUUUAGACAGCAUUUUAUCAUCUCUAUCAUGACAUAUUCAGAACUAGUUUUCACAGUUUGAGGGAGUAUUUUAAGGUUUAAUCCAAUAGUGCACUUGUAGAUAGAGCAUAUCUUUUUAUAAUUAUAUUGCCCUUACCCUUUUCAGCUUUAGUCACAUGAUAUGAAAGAAGGACUUUAUUCAAUAAAUGUAUCAAGGUGUUUUAAUCAGAUGAAAGGACAUUUGAUCUUUAUUUUUAUCAAGUUGUAAAUAAAAAUUAUAUUUUACACCUUUUCAUUAAAUUCUAAGGGGAUAACUUGCCAUGUGCACAAUAUAAUGGAGAAACAACAACCCACAUUUUUAGUGCUUCACUCAACAGGGGAAGAGGUGAAGCAACAGCGUUAUUUUACCAUGGACAUAACCACUAUUGAGAGCACUUUAGGAGUAUAUAAGACCCACACCUGCUCUCACACGUGUUAUUCACAACAGACAUAUUUUAUAGGAUUUUUAUUUUAGAAACUUAAUAGAGGAAUAAAACAUUUAAAUUAUAUUUUGGUGCAUUGCUUAAGCGCAGACUUAAUAUUUUUUCAAUUAAAAUAUUUCUUUUAUUAUUGUGUUCAAUGUCUACCAGGUAAACACUUGAAUAUAAAGAAAUCAUAUUCAUUAAAAAGAAUCAUAAAAUGUCCUAUAUAAAAAUAAUACUUACCUGUCAUAGUAAGAACAUUGCUGUCUUUUUCCCAUCUGCUGCUCCAUAAAGUUUUUCUCUAGUUUAGAUUUUGAUUCCAAAUUUACGAUGUUUUUAAUUAGGUAGGAUGCUGUGUCGACCAUCAGCCCUUCUGAGAUUAACCCAUUUAGUUGGUAAGUUCUGAUUUUAAAGGCAUUUGAGUGUCUUUUAUUGUUAUCUUCCACUUAUUUCUACGUUUUGCACCUACAACCUGCAUCUCUGUGUGUCAAGCUCACUACAGUAACUUCACCACAGUAUAAAACUGUCUUACAUGUCUUAGAUUUUUUUUUAUGCUUGUGUUUAUAUUAAAUUACUUGGAUAGCUUUUGAUAUGUUUUAACUGCAAUCAUGGAAAAUGUAUAUUUAGUACUGCAAAAGAUGAUUGUCUAGUUAGUAUUAUAAUUGUUUAGUUAGAAAAUGUUUAUUAAUAUUUGUUAUAUUUUCUCUAACAUCUUGUCAUUAAACGUUAUCUUUUGCUGCACUCUGACUGAUUCUCAUUUGGUCAUUACUGUUAGGAAAUAUCUCUGCCAAAAUACCUUAUACAGCUAAUACUCUAAAUUAUAGCUAUACAAAAUUAAAGGGUUGGUUUUGAAAACUUGCAAAUAUAUGUGGGCUUCCAGUAACUCUAUUGUUAAUGUCACUGGGUAAUGUCUAUUGUUAGUGUAACUAGGUUACACCAGGAUACGUGCCUGGUGGUCAUCUUGAUGCUCUUUGAAGCACAUAGUCGGCAGCCAUUCUGGUGCUCCUGAAGGUUUAACACAGUAGUUAUCAUGAAACCCUUUGAAUUGAUGAAACUUAUUCACCCAAAACCUCAAACCACAACAAUGUGUCAGUGUGUUUAUAUGUGUGUAGCUGUGUACAUAUAUAUAUAUAUAUAUAUAUAUAUAUAUAUAAAGAUUUGUUAGUAAAGACGGACCCUAUACACUGCUAUGAGGACAAACAGGGUUUUGUCAAUUUUGGUUGCUACAAGUGCUUGGGCUGUGUCACUUGUGGGCACAUGCUAUCUGGCAAAUCGUUCACCCAUCCCCACACAGGAAAGAA
Messenger RNA from Pelobates cultripes (western spadefoot toad), 7554 nucleotides. NCBI's taxonomy places the organism in Eukaryota, Metazoa, Chordata, Amphibia, Anura, Pelobatidae. The record is from the annotation of a GenBank genome assembly.